AUGAAUCCUAUCAAAUUCUUUUCCCUUACUCUUGUAAUUUAUUUCACCGCGGGAAUAUGCUUCAACGACGCAUCACCCGUGACAAUGACACCCAAUUUUGAUAAUGAAGUCGAAUUCGUUGAAAAUCAAACUACUCCUGAUGUAAAUAUCAAUAAUAAAAUCGAUCUUCCAUUUUCCUACCCCAUCGAUCUAGAUAAUGAUGAAAUAGGGCUUUACGAAUCUGCAGACCCAGCCCUAUUACCAGAUGAAGAUAUUUCUGAUAUUGAAUCUAAUCGACAUCGCGGUGAUCGUCGAGGGGAUCGUUAUGGAGGUCGUCGAGGAGAUCGUUAUGGAGGUCGUCGAGGAGAUCGUUAUGGAGGUCGUCGAGGAGAUCGUUAUGGAGGUCGUCGAGGAGAUCGUUAUGGAGGUCGUCGAGGAUAUCGUUAUGGAGGUCGUCGAGGAGAUCGUGGAGAUCGUUAUGGAGGUGUUAGAAAUUAA
Molecule: messenger RNA, 477 nt
Organism: Ambispora gerdemannii
Lineage: Eukaryota; Fungi; Glomeromycota; Glomeromycetes; Archaeosporales; Ambisporaceae
Source: the annotation of a GenBank genome assembly